UAAACAGAGUACAAGGUUCAUUAGAAAAAACCAUCCAUGACCAGUUACCAAAAUACUCUGGGUGACACCAAAGUAAAUCUUUUGCACUGCGAGAUCCAUCCAGACAUGAGUAAAGGAAGGUCCCCGUACGUCCAUUUAGUGGCUGGAGGUAUUGGAGGAACCGUUGGUGCUACAUUGACUUGUCCUCUGGAAGUUGUAAAGACGAGAUUGCAGUCCUCAGUUCCAGCCUUUAGACAUGUUCUGUACCCAUCAGCUACUGGUCCAGGUGGGGUGUGGAGUAUUCCUGUGGAGAUCAGUUACUCAAGACCUGUUGGUGUUCUGUCCUGUUUAAAACAUAUCACCCAGACGGAAGGUGUGGCAGCCCUAUUCAAGGGCCUCGGGCCUACAUUAGUUGGAGUUGCCCCUUCGAGAGCACUGUACUUCACAGUGUAUGCUAAAGCUAAACAUGUUCUCAACAGAAGCGGCUUUGUGUCACCAGAAAGCAAAGUUGUACAUAUAGGAUCAGCUUGCUCAGCAGGGAUUGUGACUUCAUCAUUGACAAGUCCUCUCUGGGUCAUCAAGACAAGACUGCAAUUGGAUAAUAGGGCUUCCAAGGGGCAAGUAUUGAAACUUAUCCAGAAUAUAUGGAAAACUGAUGGGAUAAAGGGUUUCUAUCGAGGGCUGACUGCAACCUACAUUGGUGUUACAGAAACUGUUAUUCACUUUGUGAUCUAUGAACAUAUCAAAGCAGAAGUACAGAGGCAUCGUUUCAAAUUGAGAGGGACUCAUGAGAAAAAUGUAGUGGACUUUUUGCAAUUUAUGAUGGCUGCUGCAACGUCAAAGUGUAUUGCCUCUGUUAUGGCAUAUCCUCAUGAAGUAAUCAGAACACGACUACGACAAAAAGAAGUAGAUGGAAAAAGAAGAUAUCACUCAUUCUUCCAGGCUUUUAGAAAAAUUCUGCUUGAGGAAGGAAGAACAGGACUUUAUGGUGGACUGGGAACACACCUUCUCCGACAAGUUCCAAACACUGCGUUAAUGUUUUUAACUUAUGAGGCUGUAGUAAAUUUUUUCUCUAAAGAUGAUCUUUCAUAAAUCAAUAUUUAUUGUUGGAUGAUCUGGUUAAAUUAUUAAUUCCAAGAGCAAUAAGUAAGAAGAGGGAUAAGAAUUAAGGAAAAUGUGGUUGAAAUUUUCAUAUGAACUGCAUAAUGGAUAAUCAAUACUCAUUCUUACAGUUUCUGCUGUUAAAAAUUGUUUGUAGUUAUUGUAGAGAAUACUGAUGGAAUGACGAAACUGUGCAAUUUUAAGUGACUAGUUUACUAUAAUUUGAACAAAUAAAUUUGGUUGCACAAGUAUUUUUACGAGUUUCAAAGCAAUCCAUUCAAUAAGUUAUAAUUUUAAGUUUCCUUGAAAAGUUGUACAUACCAAUUUUAUACAUUUGUACAUAAGAAAUUAUCUGAAUAUGUUUAUUUCACUGAAAAUAAUUUUAUCUUUUUGGAGCCAUAUUUAAAACUGUUAUUGUUGACAAAUUGUAAGGAAAGUUUAAGUAACAAUCAACUAACUUAAAUAAAGGUCAACCAACUUCAA
Stylophora pistillata is the source of this 1563-nucleotide messenger RNA. RefSeq names its product solute carrier family 25 member 36. Gene Ontology annotation, molecular function: pyrimidine nucleotide transmembrane transporter activity. NCBI's taxonomy places the organism in Eukaryota, Metazoa, Cnidaria, Anthozoa, Scleractinia, Pocilloporidae. Gene Ontology annotation, cellular component: mitochondrion. The record is from RefSeq and is a predicted model, not a curated record. Gene Ontology annotation, biological process: pyrimidine nucleotide import into mitochondrion.